Aspergillus wentii DTO 134E9 is the source of this 936-nucleotide messenger RNA. RefSeq lists its product as uncharacterized. The record is from RefSeq and is a predicted model, not a curated record. The coding region runs from base 248 to 733 and encodes 161 amino acids. The transcript has 3 exons. NCBI's taxonomy places the organism in Eukaryota, Fungi, Ascomycota, Eurotiomycetes, Eurotiales, Aspergillaceae.
AUCCAGUCAGAUGAAUAUAUUCUUUAUGAUGCUUCUAAUUCAUCCAGGAUAACCAUGCUAUUGACGGCUGCAACCAAAUGUAUUAUACAUACUGAAUCUUCCAUGCCUAGAGUUCGUCCUUAUAGCCCAUGACACCGCGAUACGGCGUCAGACUGGCCAUGUCCCAGAGCUGAAUUGCUCGAUCCUCAGACCAAGAUGCAAGUAUCUUGCCGUUGGGCGAGAAUACAACCCCGUUGAUCGUCUUGCCAUGGUCUCCAUUGUCAGAAACAACCGCGAGUUCCUUGCCGCUGGGCGAGAAGGCAACUUUGAUGGGCCUGUAGCGCUUUCUGUAGGGAGCACGCUGUUCAAUCUUGGUGUCUACCACCGUCCCUGUGGCUACUUCCCACAGUUUCAGACCAUCUAUACAUGCGAUUGCGAGCAGCCUGCCAUCGGGCGAGAAUGCAAUACCGGUGGGAUCAUAUACUCUGAGGAUAUCACGGAGUAUAUGGCCGCGAAGCGUUCCAUUCCAUCCUGUGACGCCCACUAUCUGAGCCUCCUGGCAUUUUCCCCUUCUCUUUCUUUUCUCUGGUGGCCUUGUUCAGGCUACCCAGGCGUCAUGUUUCUCCCCGAAGAGCGCAAGCGCAGACCUGAACUUCCAAGCUGCUCCGAAACCACGCCGGCCAGGGCUCCAUCACCGGCUACACCUUUGAGUAUCUAUGCAAUUAUUUCCCGACACAAAUCGACACGGUGGUGAAAGGUGUCGACAGUGCCCCGGCCUGUGUGGAGACAUGCGCCAAAGAUCCUGCCUGCAAGGCCAGUUGGUAGAAAUAUACCUCCCGGGCGUGCUACACGACAACAAAGGAGAACCUUGGAAAGCUCCCUGGUAAAAAGUGGUUGAUGCUCGUCAAGCGACACAGGAGAGUACUGCAGAAGGGGGUCUGUCCGAUGCAGACCAAU